GCAAUUUUCACAAAAUUUGAACCAAGACCAUGUAUUGUAGACACUAUAGACAGGGUAUAAUGUACCUUGAGCUAUAAUGAGUCUACUUAUCCAGUCCUAAAAAGGUCCUUAGAUGGUCCUAUUCUGCUUUGGACCAAAAUUUUUCUCCCCCUGCCAUCCUGGAGGUGUGGGUUGGGCUGAAAAACUUUAUUUUUGAAACAUUUUUUUGGACAGCAAUCAUUCAAAAAGAGGUAUAUUUACAAGUAUAUUGGAUAUUUGAGUCAAUUGUUGUCAUUGCAUAAUAAAGGGUGGUGAAGAAUGACAAUAUACUACACAAUUUGAUUGGUCAAGUACAAACGAGCAUCAGGUGUGGUAGAAACAUCAGUAAAUAAACCUUACUUAGGAAUGAUAAGGAGUGGUAAGGAGUGGUGGCUGCAAUUAGUGAACAUGCAUACAGUAUUGUAACUGGAGCUAUGGCAAGUCUACACAUCAAAGGCCCUUCACUGGUUUCUGCAUAUUACAUACCUUGUGGCUUCUAUGAUGAUAUAAAAGUGUGACGGUAGAUAAUAAGAGCUGAAUUCAUCGUAUUAGAGAAAUAACUAAAACCAGUAAAAUGGGAUCAGGAUUGUUGACAGUAAUUAUACUAGUUAUACUGAGUACAUGUUAUACUCCAAAUGGACUAUCACUCACUGAUUUCUAUCUUUAUGGCACAGAACAUGGGGACAACAUGAUGACUGUAGACAGCCUCCCCGCAGCACCAUUACUGGCUCCAAUUGAUAAUUUGGUUAUACUUGGUCCAGCUGGAAUUACAGCAACAAUAUAUCAAGCUAGAAGCAAUGGGUACCUGCAAAUUCAGAAUAAUGCAGAUAGCAUCUUUUUAUUUUUACUCUUCGCUUCAGGUAAUUUUGGCGAAACUAAAGUAUUUGGUAGGACUACUAAUGACCCAGCAUUGAUCAAGAGAGCAAUGGGUCAGAUUAAUGAAGCAUUCCCUAAUACUUUCUGCAGUACAUCACCUCCUACACAAUUAAUAAUAGCAACUUGGAUAGAUUAUCUAAAAUAUCACUCAAACCCAGGCAGUAAUUUUCAGACAGUAAUUGUCACUAAUGGACAUCUUACAUUUGGCAUUUUUCUAUAUGUUGAUGUACACAUUACAGCAGCUGAUACUGGAAUAGCUUCACUGAUUAAUGGCAAUUAUGUAGAAUCUGAUCCUUCUAUCUUUCCAUUUAAUACUACUGUCACAAAUGCUCCUAGCAUGAUGCUCAAUAGUAACAUACCAGGGACAUAUAUACUUUCACUCACUGAUCCACCACCAGAUCCACCUAACUGCCUUGCUAUGUGUAAAGCCAAACUCCCUGAAAAGACAUGCAAGGCUAUAAGGAAUAUGGUCUAGAUGUACCAACUUCUUGUAACAAUUGCAAUUGAUAACAUUCAGUUUAUUUUAUUUUGUUUUGUUUUUGUACAUCAUCAGGCAUUUCUUAGUAGAGACAAUUGUUAUUUUAUCGUGACCAUUAA
Molecule: messenger RNA, 1491 nt
Organism: Amphimedon queenslandica
Lineage: Eukaryota; Metazoa; Porifera; Demospongiae; Haplosclerida; Niphatidae
Product: sushi, nidogen and EGF-like domain-containing protein 1
Exons: 5
Coding region: 593-1369 (258 amino acids)
Biological process (GO): cell-matrix adhesion
Source: RefSeq, a predicted model, not a curated record